CUCCAUCUUCCAACCUCUCAUCACUCCCACGAUCACAAUCUUCAACACUUGACCAAAUUCCAAAACAUGGCAAACCCAACACCAAAACAUAAUCCUAGUCUCUUUCUUCAUGUGAUCUUAUGUUGUUGGUUGAGUUCAUCCUUGGCCAUGGGAGCCACGUACAAUGUGGUAAACUUUGGGGCCAAAUCAGACGGCAAAACGGACUCAACCAAGGCGUUUCUUAAUGCAUGGUACAAAGCUUGUGCUUCGACCAACCCUGCCUCAAUUUACGUGCCACAAGGGAGGUUCUUGCUUAAAAGUGUCACCUUCAAGGGGACAUGUGCCAACAAGGCUAUUACCAUAAACAUUGAUGGAACUUUGGUGGCUCCUUCUGAUUAUAGGGUCACCGGAAACACGGGUAACUGGUUGCAAUUCGAGCAUGUCAAUGGGGUUUCGAUUCAUGGUGGGGUGCUUGAUGGCCAAGGCACCGCAUUGUGGAGUUGCAAAAACUCCGGCAAAAGUAACUGUCCCACUGGAGCCACGACACUGGCGAUGAGCAACUCAAACAACAUUGCGAUUAGUGGGUUGACCUCAAUGAACAGUCAACUGUUCCACAUAGUGUUGAAUGGAUGCCAGAACGUGAAGGUGCAAGGUGUGAAGGUCAUGGCCGAUGGAAACAGCCCCAACACUGACGGCAUCCAUGUUCAAAUGUCUUCUCACGUCACAAUUCUCAACUCCAAAAUUCGAACCGGCGAUGAUUGCAUCUCCAUCGGCCCCGGAACCAAUAACUUGUGGAUCCAAAACAUUGCAUGUGGACCAGGCCAUGGAAUAAGCAUUGGAAGCUUGGGAAAGGAUUUGAAAGAAGCUGGUGUACAAAAUGUGACGGUUAAAACGGUUACCUUCACGGGGACUCAAAACGGUGUUAGAAUAAAGACGUGGGGGAGACCCAGCACCGGAUUCGUGAGGAACGUGCUUUUCCAAGACGCAAUAAUGGUCAACGUCCAAAACCCCGUUAUCAUUGACCAAAAUUACUGCCCAGAUAACAAGGGCUGCCCCGGUCAGGCUUCUGGAGUGAAAGUGAGUGAUGUGACAUACCAAGACAUUCAUGGAACAUCUGCGACGCAAGUGGCUGUGAAAUUUGAUUGCAGUUCCAAGUUUCCAUGCAGCAGGAUAAGAAUGGAGGACGUGAAGCUAACUUACAAGAACCAACCUGCUAUAUCUUCAUGCAACCAUGCUGUUGGAGCCACGCUAGGUUCAGUUCAACCCCAGAGUUGCCUCUAGACCCAAAAAAUAAUAUAUAUAUAUAUUGGACCAUUAUUUUUUGUUAAGAAAAAUUAUACGAAAUCAAUGUGAUUGUGCCUAGAGCCCUAGACUAGACUCAUAGAACAAGAUAGGUAUACAGUGUAUCACUAUGUUGUAGUUUCGGCCCAUUGGGCUUACCAUCUAUACGGGCCUUAUAAGCUCCGAUUUUCCAUUACUACAUAUUGUAUUUCUUCUAUAUGUUUGAUAUUUCUAGUAAAGAAAAAAAGGUCACUGAGUAUUGUUAAUAUAUGUGAUUUUUAUACUA
Cajanus cajan (pigeon pea) is the source of this 1546-nucleotide messenger RNA. Its product is annotated as polygalacturonase. Gene Ontology annotation, biological process: carbohydrate metabolic process. Lineage: Eukaryota; Viridiplantae; Streptophyta; Magnoliopsida; Fabales; Fabaceae. Gene Ontology annotation, molecular function: polygalacturonase activity. The record is from RefSeq and is a predicted model, not a curated record.